Messenger RNA from Heterobilharzia americana, 687 nucleotides. NCBI's taxonomy places the organism in Eukaryota, Metazoa, Platyhelminthes, Trematoda, Strigeidida, Schistosomatidae. The record is from the annotation of a GenBank genome assembly.
AUUCAUGAUAUCCCUUGUCAGUCGUCCUGUUUAUCACUUCUCUCCGUCUGUGGACAACUACGCAAUUUUCCACGGUCACACUUUAGAAAUAUUCCAUCUGGUUGUCCUGUGAGUUUAGAAAGUAUGGGUUCAAGAUCACAAAAGCGAUGGCUUUGGGAAAGUGAUAAGUAUGGAAUGUCGGUAUCUUCACCUAAUUCAGCUCAAAAUUAUGGCACUUAUAAUGAAGUAUCAAGUCCGAAAAGAUUUGUCAGAUAUCCUGGUUACACGGAUCUCAUGUCUCGUGAGUUAUCUUCCUCAGAAAACCAAUAUGGAUAUCAUAAACGAUUUAAUAUUCAAUCAAGAUAUUUUUCAAACUCGAAUGUAAUACCCAGUACCUAUCCAUGGAUUUAUCGUCGUUAUCGUAGACAGGCAACAAUUGGCCCUAAUCCUUCUGGUAGCAUGGAAAGAUAUCAAGUUAGUGGUCCAUUGAUGCCAACUGGCUAUAUGGACAGAUAUACUUCGGGAAAAACACAAUUACACUUCUCACCAACUCAUCAGCAUCGAAAUAAACUAUUCCUUACAGAAGAGGACUGUUUACUGUUACCUCCAGGUGGUUGUGAUAAGUGGAUGGACCAUCCAACCAAUUUACAGCGUCUAGAACCGCCUAAUUUAAGGGAAUAUCUAAAAUGUAAGUUCCGUUGUAUUUGA